Messenger RNA from Yamadazyma tenuis ATCC 10573, 1437 nucleotides. It is a transcript of the gene PPG1, whose product is annotated as putative serine/threonine-protein kinase. The record is from RefSeq and is a predicted model, not a curated record. Gene Ontology annotation, molecular function: protein serine/threonine phosphatase activity. Gene Ontology annotation, cellular component: FAR/SIP/STRIPAK complex. Lineage: Eukaryota; Fungi; Ascomycota; Pichiomycetes; Serinales; Debaryomycetaceae.
AGCAGCUUGAGCGAGACUCGACGGAUACAAGAUGACAGUCCCUGUAAUGUCGUCCCUAACGGACCUCGAUCACUGUCUAUCGCAGCUUCUUGAUCACAGCUCACCCCAGCUCCUCCUGUCGCACGUGAUCCAGCUACUUUGUCACCAGCUCAAAUCGGCGUUGUUAGAAACGCCCAAUGUCAUGACUCUCCAAUCACCCAUAACACUUGUGGGGGAUAUCCACGGACAGUACCAUGAUCUCUUGGAGAUCUUCCGUAUUGGAGGUCCGACACCUCACACAACGUACCUCUUUCUAGGUGAUUACGUCGAUAGAGGGUAUUAUUCUGUCGAAACCAUUUCCCUUUUGAUCUGUCUAAAACUACGAUACCCUGAUCGAAUUUUCUUGAUUCGAGGUAACCACGAGUCUCGUACUAUCACCACGAACUAUGGGUUCUACACUGAGGUUUUGAACAAGUAUGGAGGAAGCAGUGCGGUGUGGAGCUACGUUACCGAUGUUUUUGACUAUUUGCCAUUGGGAGCCAUCAUAGAUGGUCGUAUAUUUGCUACUCACGGAGGAUUACUGCCAAGCUGUCAACAGAUAGAUCAGAUCCGUGCAGUGGAUCGAUUCAAAGAGAUUCCGCAUGAUGGAAUAAUGGCAGAUUUGGUGUGGUCGGACCCGGAUCCGGAGAUCCUUGACUUCAAGUUAAGUCCACGGGGUGCUGGGUACUUGUUUGGAUCUGACGUGAUGCACAAGUUCUGUCAUGACAAUCUGUUGGUACAGCUUCUACGGGCUCAUCAGUUGUGUAAUGAAGGAUACGUAAGUUAUUGGCGAGGAAAAUGUGUAACAGUAUGGCUGGCCCCUAACUACUGUUAUAGGUGUGGUAACAAGGCCAGUGUGCUUGAAAUCAGUCAUUCCAACUUUGAUACUGGAAGCACUGAGAAACGUGAGGUACUUCCCGGACAAUUCUUUAAUGUAUUUGAGGCUUCACCACAAAAUGAUGAAGAUACCGUCAACGGGAAGCUGAUGAAUGGAGUGAACGAAUUUGAUGGACUGGCAUAUAUAAGGUCCAAGGAGAUUGAUUACUUUCUAUAGGCAUGAUGUAUAUUAAUGAUUAAUACAUGACGAAUGUGUGGAGUUUGUGGAACAUGGAUAUUAUGAUGAACUCAGCGUGUCGAGGAAGUCUUUCUUGGUGGUAUAGAAACUGGAAGGCUCUUCUUAAGUAGGUCGAUUAAAUAUGUUUACGAAUAAUAGAGCUCAAAGUUGAAUCCAUCGUGCACCUCAUAGUCAUCGAGGGUGAUGUGGUUCUUGAAGAUUUGGUUUCCCUUUUUCAAAACAAUCUUUUCAUGGUUCGUGCCGAUUUGUAGUGAGAGGAUCUUCUUAAAGUCACCAAUAGUGUCAGACGGAAGGCACUUGACUUUGAUCUUCUUACCAAGUCUAUCGUUCACUGAGACUUCUAU